CUUUUUUUCAGUUAAUUUAAUAUAAUGUUAGAAAAAAUAGGGUAAGGAGAGAGGCGGAGUGUAGAACGAAACCCAGCAAAGAGCGCCUCACGUAGACACACACAGCCACAGGCCGUAACAGUCUCUCUGCUCAUUAGUGUCUAGAGAGAGACCCUGAGGAUCGAUGGGGAAGAAGAUGUAUAUGAAACAAGAUACAGAAUCCUCUCGGAUUUGGGGCCCCAAGUUUCUCAAGGACUUUCGCGCCUCCGGGAAAGAUGCUCACACCUUUGACAGCAGUCUUACAAAUAGCGACCGUGGCAUUAUUCAUCAGUUGUGCCGGCGGAUGGGUAUCCGAUCAAAGAGUACUGGGAGUGGGGAUCAAAGGUGUCUUACGAUUUAUAACAGAGUAGCUGGCUCUUCAGUUUCAGACAAGGCAAAAAGGCUGGACAAAACUGAUGGCCAGUGUGAGGUUGAAGGAGCUGGUUCUUCAGUUUCAGAUAGGGCAAAAAGGUUGAUCAGAAGGAAUAAGAAUAAACUUGGAGUUGAAGGAGGUGCCAGUAGAAAGAAGCUCAAAUGUGUCUCGUUUCCACCGGAGGCAAAACCUGUUCUGCAGGAGUUGUUUACUCUCUAUCCACCUUGUGACGGAGACACGACAGGGACGUCACUGGGCAUAUAUACUGGACACUUCGGCAACCGACGGAAAUGGAAAGAUGACUUCUUCGACAGAAAUCAGAUGAACAAAUCUUAUUUUCGAAAUAAGGCGGCUUCUCUGAGGUCUAAACUGGCUAACGAUAAAAGUUUGCGGGAGAUCUUUGAAGCACGAACAAAGCUUCCCAUCGCAUCUUUUAGAGAUGCCAUAACAUCUGCAGUGGAGUCCAAUCAGGUUGUUCUUAUUGCUGGUGAAACUGGUUGUGGGAAAACUACUCAGGUGCCUCAAUAUCUUCUAGAUCAUAUGUGGUAUAGUAAGCAAGAAUCUUGCAAAAUCAUUUGCACCCAACCACGUCGUAUCUCAGCUAUUUCAGUUUCUGAACGAAUUUCUUGGGAAAGAGGUGAAACUAUAGGGAACAACGUCGGCUACAAGGUGCGGCUGCAAAGUAAAGGUGGAAAACAUUCAUCAGUUGUUUUCUGCACGAAUGGCAUUCUGUUGAGGGUGCUUGUAGGCAAAGGCGGUGGUAGUUCUGUUCCUGAUAUAACUCACAUUAUUGUGGAUGAAAUCCAUGAAAGGGAUUGCUACUCUGAUUUCAUGUUGGCGAUUAUAAGGGACUUCCUUCCUUCAAACCCUCAUCUCCGACUGAUUCUAAUGAGUGCUACUCUUGAUGCUGAGAGGUUUUCCGGAUAUUUCGGAGGUUGCCCGGUUGUCCGAGUGCCCGGAUUCACCUAUCCAGUGAGAACCUUUUAUCUGGAAGAUGUGCUCUCUGUCGUGAAAUCAGACAAGAAUGAUCAUCUAAUUUCUAACGACUCAAACAUACGAGAUGUCAAGCGUGAUUUUAAAGAUGAAGAUAAAGUUGCCUUAGAUGAAGCAAUCGACUUGGCAUGGACAAAUAAUGAGUUUGAUGCCCUCAUAGAUCUAGUUGCUUCUGAAGGAAGUCAUGAGGUUUAUAAUUACCGGCAAUCAUCGACCUGGCUAACACCACUUAUGGUCUUUGCUGGGAAGGGCAGGGUUAGCGAUGUCUCUAAGCUCCUCUCACUUGGCGCUGACUGUAAAUUGGUGUCCAAAGAAGGUAUAACAGCAUUAGAAUUGGCCGAGAAAGAGAACCAAUUAGAAGCUGCUCAAAUAAUCAGGGAACAUGCGAAUAACUUCCAGUCCAAUUCGCAGCAAGCACAAGACCUACUUGAUAAGUAUAUGGCGACAAUCAAUUCAGAAGAAGUAGAUGUGGGUCUUAUAGCGCUUUUAAUGAAGAAAAUAUGCAGCGGUUCAAAAGAUGGUGCCGUUCUUGUUUUUCUACCUGGGUGGGAGGAAAUAAGUAAAACUAAAGAGAGUCUGCUUUCUAACCCCUAUUUUGCAGAUAGUGCGAAAUUCAACAUUAUAUGUCUUCACUCAAGGGUUCCAGUAGAUGAACAGCAGAUAGUUUUUAAACGCCCCCCUCAAGGCUGUCGCAAAAUCGUGCUUGCCACAAAUAUUGCUGAAUCAGCAGUUACUAUCGAUGAUGUGGUUUAUGUGAUAGAUAGUGGCCGGAUGAAGGAAAAGAGUUAUGAUCCCUAUAAUGAUGUGUCAACGCUCCAAUCUUCUUGGGUUUCAAAAGCAAAUGCAAAACAGCGGGAGGGUCGAGCAGGCCGGUGCCAACCUGGCAUUUGUUAUCAUCUCUAUUCUAAACUCCGGUCGGCCUCAUUGCCUGAAUAUAGAAUUCCUGAAGUUAGGAGGAUGCCAGUAGAUGAACUCUGCUUGCAGGUUAAGAUGCUGGAUCCGAGUUGCAACGUUAAUGUUUUCCUUCAGAAGUUAAUGGACCCGCCUUUGGAUCAAAGCAUUGCAAAUGCCUUAGCCACCCUUAAGGACAUUGGAGUUUUGACACCUCAAGAGGAGCUAACAGAACUUGGACAGAAGUUUGGUCAGCUCCCAGUUCACCCUCGGAUUAGCAAGAUGCUCUACUUCGCCCUAUUAGUGAACUGUUUGGAGCCAGCAAUUAUUCUGGCAUGUUCAGCCGACACCAAGGAUCCGUUUACCAUGCCCUUGUGGCCAGGUGAAAGGAAAAAAGCCGUUGCCGCAAAACUUGAACUUGCAUCGCUUUAUGGAGGCCACUGUGAUCAUCUUGCGACUGUUGCGGCUUUUCACUGCUGGAAAGAUGCAAAAAGAAAUGGUCGAUCUAAGGAGUUUUGUUCUCAGUACUUCGUCUCCUCAAAUGCCAUGAAGAUGCUGGAUAAUAUGCGUGGCAAGCUUCAUGGGGAACUUGAAAGACAUGGGCUCAUCUCUAGCAAUGACUCAAAAUGUAGUCUGAAUGCUAACGAUCCGGGUAUUCUCCGUGCUGUUCUAGCUGUAGGAUUGUACCCUAUGGUGGGAAGAAUGUGCCCGCCUUCCAUGAAUAAUAGAAGGUCUCUGGUAGAGACUAUUACUGGAGCCAAAGUUCGCGUGCUCUCGCUAUCAAACAAUUUCAACCCGUCCUCUAGCAAAGAUGAUGAAGCUUUAAUCGUUUUCGAUGAGAUCACUCGAGGUGAUUGGGACGUGCACAUAAGAAAAAGCACUGCUCUUCCCACUAUACCGUUGUUACUGUUUUCAGGAGAGAUAGCUGUGGCUCCUACGGAGAGCUGUGAUGCUGAUAAGAGUGAUGACGAGGAAGACCACGAAGUAGAAAUUGUAGGAGACGUGAUGGAUGUAGCUAAAGCAGGUGUUAGUAGGCCUGGAGAGAAAGUAAUGCUUGCACCGGAAAAUUCAGUCAAGGUGGUAGUGGAUCGGUGGCUGCCUUUCAAGAUUACAGCUUUUGAAAUUGCUCAAAUGUACAUCUUGAGAGAGCGACUAAUGGCAUCCAUUUUGUUCAAGGUAAAACGUCCUCAACAAAAUUUGCCGCCUCAUCUGGGAGCGUCUAUGUAUGCAAUAGCUUGUAUUCUCUCAUAUGAUGGCCUCUCAAAACCUUCUGUUCCAACUGUUUCUGUGGAACCUAUUGCCUCAGUGAUUGAUACAACUGGUCUCAGAGAUGACAUACCCAGUGGGAUUCAGGAGAAGGACCCGAACACUACUCCAAUGGGGUCAAACCACGAAUCAGCCAACACGUCAGGUUUGGGUAACAUGGGAGAGAGCUUGUCUUCCGAUUUCGCUAUUGGGAAUGAGCAACGUGAUUCAAACACUGCUCCAUUGGAAGUUGCAGCGGCUCAGAAGCAGUCAAGGUCCAAAAAGCGAAAAGCAGCCAACAAAUUGGAUUUGGACAUGGAAGAGAAGAAGCCUUCUGAUCUGGCUAAUGGGAAUCAACAAACAGAGAUUAAGUCAGCCAACCAAUCGGAUCCAGGUAACAUUGAAGAGAGCCCACCUUCCAAUCUUGCCAUUGGGAAUAAGCAACCUGACCCAAACACUGCUCCAAUGGAAGCUGCUUCAGUGGCUAAGCAACCAGAAAAGAAGCAAUCAAGAUCCAAAAGGCGCAAAUUAGCUAACAACUUGGUGGAAGAGAACGUGUCAUGCACUAAUGAGAAUGAGCAACCUUUAGACGAUGGUAUUACCGUAGCUACAUGAAUGGCAAGCAAUAGAACAAUGAUGUGCAAGCCAGGUUUAAUUGAGGAGAAAGAGAGCAUGUCAAGAGCAAAGAGUAACCUGACCCAAACAGUGCUCCAGCUAAAGCUGCAUCAAUGGAGAGAAACAAUUAGGAAACAAAGUCGAUAGUGAAAGCCAAGAGCAAAGACAAAGCAGAAGUGAAGUUUUGAUGCCAUUUUGAAAUCUCAACAAUUUUGUUAGACUAAUGUUAUUCACGAUUACUUGUUAAUUUAGAUAGAUAUUUUGCUACCGAGACACCUUCACUUAGGGCUUUUGUUGUUACUUGAAACAUAAUUUUUGCAUCCUUAAAUUAAAUUUUCGCAUCCUUAUAUUAUAUGCAUGUAACUGAAAGCGGCAUAAUC
Thlaspi arvense is the source of this 4515-nucleotide messenger RNA. The record is from the annotation of a GenBank genome assembly. NCBI's taxonomy places the organism in Eukaryota, Viridiplantae, Streptophyta, Magnoliopsida, Brassicales, Brassicaceae.